CUUGGAAUAUCCAGCUUUAUUCUCCCUAAUGAAAUGAAGAUGCUUGGUGUUGGGGUUUCCUGCCCCUCAGUCUCCUGUGGAACCUAGCAGUUCUGUUAUGUCCCCCAGCAUCCUUGAUGAAUUGAGACAGUUGGAUACCCCUCUGGCACUUUUAUUAGAUAUCACUUGGAAGUUGGUACACUAAACCGCUGGGUACUGGGUCGCGUCCAGUCGUUUCUCUCCCUGUUGGCUCAAGAAUGGGAACCUUCUUGGGCUUGGAAAGGGCUCCCAUUCUGGCUGCAGAUUUUGGUUAGAAAUGAGAUCCCCGCCCCUCCAGCCGAUUUUCUUUCGGCGGUCUGGCUUCCGGCCCCCUGCCCGGGCUGCACUCCCGUGGCCCUUGUCUUUGUCGCGGUGAGGCCUGAGCCCCCUGUCCCCUCCGUGCGUGGGGCCCUUGCUUCCCCUUGCGUUGUUUCAAAGAAUAAGGUCAUCCGGGCUUUUCUUGUCUGACCUUUAACCUGAGCCAUGGGGGUUGGGCCUGUCAGUCGCGGGCACACGCGAAGGAUCGAUAAGGGCGCGCGCGACGACCGUUGGCAGGGGCUGCGUUGCGGUAUCGCCGGCUGCUCGGUGAGGACCCGGCUGUGGGUCUCCGCUCGGGGGCUGGCCGCUGGGUGGGGCCGGGCCGGAGCCUGCGACCGAAGGGGCUGCGGCUGGGAUGAGGGGCCCGGAGCCGGGGGAGGGGGGGUGGUUCCGGCUCCAUCGCCGGUUCCUCCCUCCCGGAGAACUGCGGGCCGCCCCUGACCCCACGGGGAAAAAAGCGCCGGGAGUGUGGGUUUCCCUGCUCUCCGACCCAUGGCGUGGAUCAAACUUAAGGAAAUUGUGGCACAUACCCCAUUUGGGGGUGGUUUACAACCUCAUCUGUAACAUUAUUUUCACAUUGCUGUGUGCAUUUCCAGUGUAUUGUAUAAUAAAGACAUGGUCGCUUUUAGGGGAGAUGUCUGAAAAACUGAGAAGAUGCAGAAAGGAGCUGACUGCAGCCAUUGACCGGGCCUUUGAAGGAGUCAGUCAUUCCCAGGAGUGCUCAGGCAUGCAGAGGCUGGAGCUGGACGCCGCGCCGCUUUCCUUCCCCUUCGCCACGCACAGGCUCCUCUGCAGGAGGCACCCGCUGGCAGCCUGCUCCUCUGCGGCUCCUUUCUCUCCUGUCCCGUGUGCUCCUGGGAAUGAGAGCCUUGCCUUUGCACCAAACCACGAACCCGUGAAUGCAAAGACACGCGCUCUAUGCCCCAAAAGAAAACCUCUGACCAGCAAGGAAAACAUAUCAAUGCAUUCCUCCAUUUUGGCACCUGAAAGGCAGUUUUGGAGAGCGGCAGGAGAUGGGGAGAACUGGAGAAAAGACAGUCUAAGGAAAGAUAUGGAGAAAGAUUUGAAGGUUGAGUCAAACAUGCCACUCAGCAGUUCUAGCCAAGAGGUCACAAAGGAUUUGCUUGACAUGAUCGACCAUACAGGCAUCCGAACUAUUGAAGAAUUGGCUGGAAAACUAGAAUUUGAAAACGAGUUGAACCGUGUGUGUGGUUGCUGUGAAGAUUGGCCCUUCAAGGAGGAAGCCUGGGCCCUGCUGGUGGAUGAGAGCCCUCAGGAGGCCUCGAAUGCAGACGCUGGCGGCCUCAAGCAGGCUUUCUAUGAUCACAAUAUCGUGGAGACUGUUCUGGACUUGGAAGAGGACUACAAUUUGAUGACCUCUUUUAAAUACCGAAUUGAUUCAUCUUGGAAAGCCAAACAAUACCUGAAUUGUUUCCGUGGAAACACCAAACUGCAAUUUGGAUUAGCAGAAUCAAAAUAGAAACAAGGCAGCUUCAAGAAUAAAUAGGAGCUUUGGAACCUGCUAGUCACCAACUGCAAGUUCAAGCUACAGCACAAGGCAUGUGAGAAGCUGGGCCCAUCCAGUUCUAUAAGGAGGGGUUUCCAGGUCCCCUGACUACAUGCUGCCGAGUCAAUGCCAACGUCACUAGAAACCAGCUCUGUCUGCAUACUGGUAGACUUGUAACAAUACUUAAGGUAGGAGCUGGUCUGUAGAAGCUAGGAGAGGCUGGGGGUCUGGAGGGAAAGGGCGGGGAAGAAGGGACAGGAAAAAGGAGAGAUGAGUGAAUGCCGAGUGAAGUUCCAGCAAGGAGCAGAGGCCACAGCUGAGGCCUGAGAGUACAGCAACAGUUCUUUCAAGAGGACAAUUCAAGGGACUUCCCCAGUGGUCCGGUGGUUGGGACUCCGAGCUUCUACUGCAGGGGGCGCGGGUUUGAUCCCUGGUCAGGGAACUAAGAUCCCACAUGCCACGCAGUGUGGCAAAAAAAAAAAAGAUAGUUCAAGGGUGGCCAAGGGCUGGAAACAGUGACCCUAUCCUCAGCCCCAUCUGGAUUGCAAUGUUCCCCACAUUCCUGGGCAUGGCUGUCUAGCAACACAGGUCUAGAAUGGAGUCUGAAUUCUUGCCAGGUAAGCUCUGGGGGCACUUGUGGUCAGUAAGCGCCUGCCUCUGUGUAGCUCCAGCCAGCACAAUCAGGCACUCAAGCCUACCUUCUCAUCUCUGAGUCUCAGGGUUCCCUCCCCCUCCCUCCUGCUCCCCUCACCAGGGGAAUAGGGGAGCCACCUCCUGGCCCACCUGCCCUGGCUCCUUGGCAUUCCCCUGGACCCUGCACUUCCAAUCCCAGGGAAGACUCCAAGGGGGUCAGGAGACAAGGAGGAGGGAGACAGAUAACCUGGGGGACAUUUGCCUCUCACCUUUGCACCCAGGAAUGUGCUGAUAGGGCAGCAACACCAUCCUGCCACUGGAGGAGUUGUGAGCUAUUAAUGAUCAAAGAAAUUGAUGAAAAGGAUUUGCAAAAGAGGCCAAUCUCCCUCCUCCCUCUAACUGAGGCACAAGACGUUUAACAUGGCAGUGAAGGCCAGAGAACUAGGCAAGCAAACCAGGGAGGCCACUGCACCUGAUUAUGGGUAGUUAUUGGAAAGGCUGUCAUCUAGAGACAAUCUGAGGCUCUGGUAAUUUGCUUUCUCCCUGGAGUAUGUGGGAGAACAUUAAUAUUUUAGGUUCCAGCUAAAUAUUUAUAGAGGGAACAAAGUUUUACUCAGGAAAUCUGCUUGACAGUGGAUUCCAGCCCUAGUGGGGAAGACUUUCCGUGCUAGGCCAGCUGGAAAAUGCCUGAUUUGAUGAAGAGUUUUGGCCUAAGGCCUGGCAUGGAAAACAAUUUCAGAACUACGUUCAGCUCUUGUAGGAAGCCACUGUCUUUUUUGAGGGCAAAAAGUCUGUUGUUUUCUGGGCACUUUGGGUGGGAGCUGGCCUGGGAGACAGGAAUGGGCAUCUUAUAGGAGAUCCAUCAUCAGGACCCCUUUGAAACGUCUGAGACAAAGAAGGGAAGUUGCAAAGGGAUACCAGAGAGACCCAACUUUCAGGACAGGCUGCCAGGAGCUGUUUGAAAGAUAAGUAAGAAACCCCUGUUCUCAGUAAGUAUUUAUCAAGUGUCUACUAGUGCCAGACACUCUCCUGGAUGCUGAGUAUACAGUAGGGACGAGGCAGAUGCUCUUGCUUCUGGAGUUUAUAUUCUACUGUUCAAGGUGGGCAAAACACAAAAAUACUGAUUUAAUAUAUCAUUUCAGAUGGAACUGUAUGAGAGAAAUUAAAACAGGGUAAGGGAAUGGGCAGUGAGUAGGGUGAGCCCCUUCAGAAGAGGAGAGGUCAGGAAAAGGCUUCUCUGUAGGUGACAUUUAAAUUGAUACUUAAAUGUCAAGACAGUUAGGUGCUGCAAGUGGCUUCACUUCCAUCCUCAGACUGUAGCUGGAGUUGUAUAGAGGGAGGAGCCCCUAGGUGGGCCCUAGGCCGGUAGACUUCCCACCACAUCCACCCCUGUGUGGCUACAUACAUCUCUAUCAGCAUCCAAAGAGCCAAAAAUGUUGCAUGCUCCAGGGACGUGCCUGGGCUGUGUUGUGCUCACCAAAUUUGGCAGGAACACAAUAGUUAAAAAAAAAAAAAAAAAAAAGCCUUAGGAAUAAAAUAAGAAACAGAAUAUCCUUUCCAAUGAUUGCCAGAGACAGGCAGCAUAAUUUUAAUUAACCCAGCCUUGUUAGGUGAUAAAUUUACUGCUCAUUCUACAAAAACACCCAGCUCAUGUAACACUGAGUCACUCUGAUCUUUGACUUUAAACAAAAUGAAAUACUUUUGAAGAAAUACAGGAUUUCAUAACUCAGAGCAGAAUCAAAGAACAGAGGGUCCUGCUUUGGCAUUUCAAAGUUGGACAAGACCCUUCAAUGAGAAGGCCACAGUCAUAAAUACUGGUGGAGUUCUCUCAACAGGGUCUCAACUGUGAAGUAAAAUGACUAAACCUUUCAACUUAGAGUAAUAAAACAUUUCCAAAUACAGACCCCUCUGAUCUACAAGCCUCAUGCUAACUGCUCCACAGCCACCUGUAGUCAGUUUGGGAAGGGCUGGGCUGCUUCCUCCCGUGCUGUCCUUGCACAGGCGGAGAAAACCAGCAGGGAAGGCAGUGGAGGCUGGCAGAGGGCAGGGUGAACAGAUAUCCAGUGAGACCCACAGGGAGAGUAGAGGCCAGGGCACCCUAAGGCAGAGCCCAAGUCUAUACUUCCUAGGCCUUGAAGAGAGAGGGCUGCUGCCAUUGCCUGUGGCUGUAGACUGCAGGACGCCCUUGGUCUGGAAAUGAGAGUGAAAGCACCUUAGGCUGGUUCCUGGUAGCCCUGCCGAAGGUGUCACAGGCAAAUUAAGCUCUUCCAGAUUUUUGUGAGAUACAUAACCCUGAAAAUAAAGAAUAUAAAAAUGAGACAUCAGGAACCAUUACUUUCUAUAACGGCCCACUCAGAAGCCCCAUUUUCAGGAAUUCCCUGGCGGUCCAGUGGGUAGGACUCAGCACUUUCACUGCCGUGGCCCAGUUUCAAUCCCUGGCCAGGGAACUAAGAUCCCCUGCAAGCUGCGUGGCAUGGCCAAAAAAAAAAAAGCCCCAUUUUCAACCCUGUACUGGCUUGAUAAUAGGCAAAUUCUGGAAGCUGUCCAUCCAUGAGGAUUUUUACUUUCAUAAAAAAAAAAUCAGUUUGAGUAGGGUGUGGUUUAUUCAAAAUCAUCUUAUGAGAAGCGUAAGGAAUAAAAAGAUGGUACGCACCUUAAAAGUUUUAUCUUUAUUUUUUGAUUUUUUUGUAUUACAAAAGAAAUACAUAUAUAUUGCAAAAAUUCAAAAACUUCAACAAGAUAUAAUUGGAAAGCCAAAGUCUCAUAUAAGCGCACUGCUCUCCAGAAAUGAUACAGGGCCCACAGCCGCUCUCAUUAGCUUUAAAAGAGUGGUUGAAAACAGGACAGGGGAAAACAGCUAGAAAGAAAAAUGGAACUGUGUGCCUGUGAAGAGUGUGGUUCCCAGCAUUUGUUUGGCGCAUGUCACCUCUCUUUCCUUGGUGGCUUUAUAUUUCUCUGUUCACAGGAAGUCUGACUUAGUGUGUGCCCUAUAAUACGUCCACUGACCAAAAAAUGCAGAUGCUCUUGCAGCAGAACUGGAUACAAAUAAUUUUUAAACAAAAAUCCUGAGGCCCAGAAAGAUAUUGGUCAUGUGAAGGAAAUGUUUGAAGACCAAAAAUGUUGUGUUUGGGAGACAUGCUGCCACACCAGCAGUUUUGUGAGAGCCCUUCUGCUACUGGAUAUUCCAUAUGGAAGGCAGCCCUCCUUCUACCAAACACAACACCCUCCUCUUUAUGCCCCACACCCAGGCUGCUGCCCCAGCUCUCAUCACCACCUCUGCACACAUUUCAUUCCCAUAAAUAAGGGUGUAUUUAUCCCUGUGCUCUGUCAUGGGCAGCACCUGGUACCCAGAAUGCUGGAUCUGCUCCCCAGCCCUGCACUGACCACCACCCACUCCAAAGCAUAGCCUCUGACCCUGAGGGUUCCAGGCAGGCCUUUGGGAACUUUCUGCUGUUAGCCAGCCCAAAGUGUUCUGUGAGUUGUCUUUCCAGCUGAGACCAAUAAGCCAUCAGCUGAAGUCACUAUGGGCUGGUCAGAAGCCAUCAUCACUGCUAUCAAAACCCAGGUCAUAGAGCAUAUUCUUCCCUGGCUCCUUGCACUGAGGGGGCUCUUUUCCGACGUUGAGGUCACUGAACCAGCUCAUCUGUUGGUCCCCCUGGGAACUGUGAGAAAGCAGGCUGUUGUCUUGGGAAGCAUGCCCACUGUACUGCAAGAGAUUCCCUUGCACUGCCCUUGCUGUCUUACUAGGCAUGACUGUUCCUCUCAGAGCAGAGCAGACUGGUUUUGUGGGGCUCCUGGGACCCUGAAGAUGCAGGGGCUGAGCAAGGGGUUCCUGCCGCCCCAGCGGGGGCCUUUGUGGGAUGGAAACUGGAGGGUGAGGAUAUUUAGAAUUGGAAGCACAGGUUUUGCUUGGCGUUUGUUCUUGCUUCCUGGCUAGAAGCCUCCUUCUGGGGGCUUUCCUGGGAUGCUGCUUCUUGUCUUUCCCCCCUCUUUCUACAGUUCUGCCUUUCUGUUUAGUCACCAACCUUUGUUCACAAGGGUUACACGAAAACAUGCCUUUGGCUUGACAUUUUUGGCAGUUGUUCUUAAUGCUGGUUGCAAAGUUGUUUAAAUCCAGGGAUAUAAGCCGCGAAGCUCCUUGGGAAACCAGGUCCCUGUCUUCAGGAAUCUUGUGGCCCAGGACGCCAGAGCCAUGGUUCUCAGAGCCUGUUUUAUUAAUAGCACAAUUCUGGCAGUUAGUCUGCACUGCCUUGUCCUUGAUUUGCCUGUUUCUUUUGCCAGUUCCAACUGCCAGCGGCACAGCCUCUUCUUGGAGAGCACUACUCUUUGCUCCCUCACCCCAGACGCCAGACUCCCCAGGCCUCAAGGAGCCCACACUAAGAUUGCAUGCAGUAGGGAGGGCCUGGGCCUGCCACAUAACUGGCUCCUCAGAGGCAUAUUUCUCCUGCAUGGUGAAACUGAGGCUCUGGGCCAGAGGUGGUGAAGUCUGAGAAGCACUGUCCUUCACAUGUCUGGGUAUCCGAGGGACAGAGAUCAAUUGAUUUAGCUCUGCUAGGACACUGGGCAUAUUCAGCUGGCCUAGCUGCUCACACAGCUGCUGCAAGUCCUUACUCUGCUGAGCAACUAAAACUUCAAGGUGCUUCAGGUUGGACUUCAUUUCUAUAAACUCUGCUUGUCUCUAAAGAAAGGCAGUGAGAAAGAAGGGAGUUACGGACAGUGCAACUCAGAAUGCACAAUAUAACGUGUGAACAAAACAAAGGAUGGGCCAGCAGAUCAAAACCUUGUCCCUUGCUGGGUACUAUACAGGGGAUACAUGGCUACGCUCUGGAGCAGGGUCCCUAGGGUCCACAUCAUGCCAGAGAACCUUGGGAAAGGAAGCUGGCCUCUACCCUGGCCUGUUACCAAGGGGCCUGUGGUGGCCUCUGUUCUUGGCUGAAAUUUGCAAUUUUAAAGGUGUCUCUCUAGGUCUUAGUAACAAAGCCAGAAACACACUUGAGGAAAGGGGUCAGGGUCUACACUUACACCUUCAAAUCUCUUUUGCAACUCAAGGAUGGCCUGUUCCAUGUUGCAUUUGUCCCGCACUGUUUCCAACACCAGAUCACUCUGGGCCUUCGUGGUCUCUUGCACUAAAUACAAAACAAUGACAAUUUACCACAUGAAGACUAUGGUAUGCCCCACCCUGCCCAGGCCACAGUCGUGGAGAGGGAGAAUCUGGAACCCGGCACGGGCUACCAGAGCCUGCUCUGCCAACACCCAGAACUCUAACCAUCCAGAUCAGCCCUGGUGAGGAGAGAAAGCAAGAACAGGGUGGUUCCUCCACUGUCUCUUCUUCCCUCCCUCCCUGAGAACAUCCUGGCCAAAGCAGACUCAACCUUAGCACCUACUGGGGACUCUGAAACCUGCUGCCCAGAUCAUGGCACCAACGUCCACUUUGGCCAGCCUUCUUGGCCCUGUCAUCAGAGUGAUCUUUCUAGAAUGUAGAUAUGAUCAUGCCUCCUCUGAAACGGUCACUGGAACUUUCAAUGGUACCCCACAGGCCACUGGAUGAAGUCCAAAUCUUUCAAUAAAUUGGCUAACAAGACCCAGGCUCACUUCCCUUUAACUUACUAUCCUCUGCAUCUCUGAGCUCUGCCUAAGCAAUCUCUCUUCCACCAUUGGCUUUUGUACAUGCUGUUCCCUUGGUUCACAGUACUCCUGCUUCCAUCCCUCAGGAAUGGGAGAAAAAAAAAAAAAAAAGGAUCCUCAGAAUGAUGGUGAAGUCCUAAGAAGAGGACAUAAAGCAUAGCCUGCCCAAUCUGGAGCUGGAGGCUGAGCUCCAGGCAGGACAUCUCUAAUGAAAAAGUGAAACAGAAAGACUCCCCAAUGUGUUUGAACAUAUUAAUUGGAGAUUUACAGUUUUAUCUGAAAGUUUAUUAUCAGACACUGUGCUAGGUGUAUGGAAACAAUCUUGAACAAAACUACUUACAUGAACUUUGCAGUCUUGAAGAAGAAAAAAAUAACAAGUAAACAAACAUGCACAUUAAUAAAUGAAAAUGGUGAUAAGUGCUCUGAUAGGAAAUAUAAUAAAAAUAAGAGGGUGGGGGCACCUACUUUAGAUAAGGUCAUCAGAGAUAGAGUCAUGUAAGGUGAAACCAGAAAGAUAAGGAGCAGCUAGCCCUGCAAAGAUUAGGGAAAGGUUAUUCAGCUAGAGGAAACAGCAAGUGCAAAAUUUCUGAGGCAAGAAAGAGCCUGUGAUGACUAGGAAUAGACAGGCCAGUGUGGUCUUGGGGGAAAAAUAGUAAAAACUGGUAAAUUUUA
Molecule: messenger RNA, 8773 nt
Organism: Balaenoptera ricei (Rice's whale)
Lineage: Eukaryota; Metazoa; Chordata; Mammalia; Artiodactyla; Balaenopteridae
Gene: C11H3orf62
Product: chromosome 11 C3orf62 homolog
Exons: 4
Coding region: 692-1816 (374 amino acids)
Source: RefSeq, a predicted model, not a curated record